Messenger RNA from Didymella exigua CBS 183.55, 646 nucleotides. RefSeq lists its product as uncharacterized. Bases 227 to 553 code for a protein of 108 amino acids. The transcript has a single exon. The record is from RefSeq and is a predicted model, not a curated record. Lineage: Eukaryota; Fungi; Ascomycota; Dothideomycetes; Pleosporales; Didymellaceae.
GAAAGGCCUCCUGAAGGCAUGAGACACAGCUUCGCAUAGCUGGGAAUAUGAAGUCGUUUUCUAAGCUCUGCUGGAGUACCACGACCCGUCACUCAGCAUAUUCAACUCGAAGGUAGCAGAAUAGUGGAAGCACUAUUCGAGUCAGAAGGAAGAUAUCGAAGCAUUGCGAUACAUCAAACGGUUCAUUCGCACAGACGACAAUACACUCUACGAGGGCAAUGGAACGAUGUCCAGACUGAUAUCUCAACUAGUACUAGUUCACCAACAUCUAACAACAUCGGCAAGGCUCUUCGACCGACCCCGCCUUCUUCGACAUCCCUGCGCAGCUCACCAAUUCCAGCAGCACCAGAAGCUCCUACCUCCCAGCCAUACCAUGUCAAAUCGACCACCUCUUGGGGACUGCAGUCUGCCCCUCGCCUCCCCAACGGUGCGAUCUCGCACCGCAAAGCCAAAGCCUCGACAUGGGCAGAAGUCGUGUAUAUUGUCCUACCCUCCUCCACUUACUAAGGCGUAUACGGACGAUGAGACGGUGGUGCGAGAAGCGGUAAAGUAAUGCCGUUUGUACUGCGACAUCCUUGGCACGGAGGAAGGGAUGUGGAAGUACAUUGUCCGAGGGAACGGCCAGGGUGCUCGGUACGAUUCGUGG